CCAGAAAUAUUACCGUCUUUCUCUCUUACCGAUCCUUAGACGCCUAUCAGCAAUCAAUAGAGAGAUGCUGCAAUAUAUAAAAUGGCAGUCUGCUUGUGUAUUGGCAGGUUCUUUUUGAUAUCAGUGACAGCAAAGGAGGGAAAAUUCAAUAGUUACACAGAGAUUUGUUAAUCUAGUGUCAGGAAUCGGUAUUAGCUUGCAAAAGGUAACAAAAGACAGCUCCAGGUUUGUGAACCUCACAGGGAACCGGGGACUGGUUCAAUUACUGCAAAAUACCAGAGAUGGAGACCUUUUACCAAAACACGUCCAAUUCUACCCAUAACAAUGGAACAAUUUCUCCUAAAAAUUACUCAGAAGACCUUGCUAAAAUAGAAAUCAUUCUGCAAGCCAUCAUACUUUAUAUGGCCAUUUUUGGAAAUGCAGCCGUCCUAGUAGUAUUUCGUGUGAAAUCAAAAAGACUAAGCAGAAUGCAGUGGUUUAUCGUACAUUUGUGUUUUGCAGACAUAUUUGUUGCAUUCUUUAACGUUCUCCCACAAUUAAUAUGGGAUAUCACAUUCCGUUUCCAGGGAAACAAUUUCCUUUGCAAAUUGGUGAAAUAUUUUCAAUUGGUGGCCAUGUAUGCGUCUUCAUACGUGUUAGUUGUGACUGCAUUAGAUAGAUACAUUAGUAUUUGUCACCCGCUGACCAGCCACACUUGGUCAAAGCGACGGAGGGCGAAUCUUAUGGUCUUCGUGGCUUGGCUUCUUGCGUUAUUUUUUUCUAUUCCUCAGCUGUUUUUAUUUGCCUAUAUGGAAACUUCCCCCGGAAGUGGCGAGUACGACUGCUGGGAAACUAUGAGUGACGGAGACCCCUGGGAAAUACAGGCAUAUUUGACAUGGAUUUUUUUGUCUAUUUACUUCAUACCAUUUCUUAUUCUUACAUUUGCUUACACACGGAUUUGUUACGUUGUCUUUAGUAGUGUAUCCUCCAAGGAACAGGUCCGGGUUUCUUUUAACACAAAAUCCAACGGUUUCAAUAAGAGAAAUGAUCUACUGACUAAUCCUCGAGCGCAUACCCGCUGUGCCUCAAAAUCCAAGAAAAAGACAAUAUACUUGACACUCACAGUGGUAUUGUGCUACUUGAUUUGUUGGGGACCUUUCUUCAUUGCUCAAAUGUGGGCCGCCUAUGACCCUUUUGCACCAUUUACAAGUGCAUCAUUUGUAAUCAUUCUUCUGCUGGCUAGUCUUAACAGCUGUACAAAUCCUUGGAUUUACCUGGCGUUCAGUGGUAUGGCAACAUGCUGUAAAAAGAGGAGUCCCAAAUCACCUUACCCACAGUAUUCUCAAGCAGGAACUAACCAAACCUUUGUCGAGUUCGAUUCCUGUAGUACCAGAGGAUCUAAAAACUACGAAACCAAACAGAUGAUUCCGAUUCCGAUCCCGAUGUCUGAUAAACCUUCAUGAAAUAGCUAUAUUUAAUGAUUGAUGUGAGCGUUCGAACACUCCCAGAACGAGAGUCAUCAUUUUUUUAAAAAAUAAUAUAUAUGUAUUUUGGAAUAAAGCAGAGAUUAUAUAAUUUUUUUUCAUAAAAUGUAUGAAUAAAUAAACAAAAUCUGGCCUUGUCUACUUAAAAGCAAUUUACAACAACCUUAAUUAUUCCUCGAAAUACAAUGUACCAAUUGUGCGAUUAAAAUCUUUUUUAUAGAA
Messenger RNA from Saccostrea echinata, 1685 nucleotides. RefSeq names its product annetocin receptor-like. Gene Ontology annotation, molecular function: peptide binding; vasopressin receptor activity. The record is from RefSeq and is a predicted model, not a curated record. Gene Ontology annotation, cellular component: membrane. The coding region runs from base 282 to 1442 and encodes 386 amino acids. Gene Ontology annotation, biological process: G protein-coupled receptor signaling pathway. The transcript is spliced from 3 exons. NCBI's taxonomy places the organism in Eukaryota, Metazoa, Mollusca, Bivalvia, Ostreida, Ostreidae.